This is a messenger RNA of Aethina tumida (small hive beetle), 690 nucleotides long. RefSeq names its product tetra-peptide repeat homeobox protein 1. The transcript is spliced from 3 exons. The record is from RefSeq and is a predicted model, not a curated record. NCBI's taxonomy places the organism in Eukaryota, Metazoa, Arthropoda, Insecta, Coleoptera, Nitidulidae. Bases 19 to 585 code for a protein of 188 amino acids.
CAAACACACACCGGAACCAUGAAGAUCAUUGUUGUCCUCUGCUUGUGUGCGGUCGCUUUGGCGUCCGAGACUGGCACCACACGUGUCAAGAGAGGAGGAUCACCAUACGACUUCCACGUUCCAUCGUACCACACCAAAACAAUCGUCAAAAAAAUCCCGGUGCCAUAUCCAGUGCCCAAGCCAUACCCUGUAGUCAAACAUGUGCCCGUGCCCAUCAAAGUACCCUACAAAGUUGUAGUACCAAAACCGUAUCCAGUGGCUGUGCCUAAACCGGUGCCAAUACCAGUUGAAAAAAGCGUACCAGUCCCAGUACCCGUAUCGAAACCAGUGCCAGUACCAGUUAAAGUAGGCGUUGAAAUUCCUUACCCAGUUAAGGUACCGUACGCAGUACCAAAACCGUUCCCAAUCACCAUCCCAACUCAAGUCAAAGUACCUUAUCCUGUGGUCGUUGAAAAGUCGGUACCCGUUUACAUUAAGGGUGAUGGAGGUCACGGAGAUUUCGGAGGUGGUUUUGGCGGUGGUAGCUACAAAGUUAUCGGUUAUUCUGGAGGAAUUGGCGGUGGUUUUGGACACGGUUGGAAUUAAACCACUUUCUUUGCUUCACAAUUUUGUGUAUGUUAAGGUCCACUUGUUGAAAUUUUUGUGAUAAUAAUUGUUGUUAUAUAUUUUUAACUUCCAAAUAAAAGUUUU